AUGGUCCUCCGGCGAGACAGGGGGUUGGUGCAGGCCACACGAACCCGCCGUAAAACACCAGUGCAGGAAGCACACGAUGCGAGCCGGACCAAUCGGCACGGAACUGGACUUCUUACGAGGUCCCACGAUUGGAAGCUUGGAACGUGGAAUUGCAGGUCUCUCAAAUUUGACGGGAGUAUCCGCAUACUUUCCGACAUAUUGAGGGUCCGCAAGUUCAGCAUCGUAGCGCUGCAGGAGGUUGGCUGGAUAGGUGCGGAGGAGGUGCAAGAGUACAGAUGGAUUGGCUGUACAAUCUACCAGAGCCGCGGCGAGAAAAAGAGGCUGGGGACAGCCUUUAUAGUGCUGGGUGAAAUGCACGAUCGCGUGAUUGGGUGGACCCCGCUCACCGACCGAAUGUGCGUGUUGAGGGUUAAGGGCCGUUUCUUCAACAUCAGCAUCAUAAACGUGCACAGCCCGCACUCAGGAAGCGAAGAUGACGACAAGGACGCAUUUUACGAGCAGCUGAACUGGACGUACAACAGCUGCCCAAAACAUGAUAUCAAAAUCGUCAUCGGAGAUUUUAACGCUCAGGUUGGCCAGGAGGAGGAAUUCAGACCGGUGAUAGGAAAGUUCAGCGCCCACGUACGCACGAACGAAAACGGCCUACGACUGAUCGACUUCGCCACCUCCAAGAACAUGGCCGUACGAAGCACCUGCUUCCAGCACAACCUCCGAGACAAGUACACCUGGAGAUCACCACAAGGAUCGGAAUCACAAAUCGACCACGUCGUAAUCGACGGUAGACACUUUUCCGACAUCAUCGACGUCAGGACCUAUCGUGGCGCCAACGUCGACUCGGACCACUAUCUGGUGAUGGUGAAAAUGCGCCAACGACUUUCCCUGGCGAAAAGCGUUCGGUACCGCCGCCCUCCGCGGUUGGAUUUGGAGCGGCUUAAGUUACCGGAAGUCGCAUCCCGGUACGCGCAUUCGCUGGAGGCUGCGUUGCCAGGGGAGGGUGAGCUGUUGGAAGCUCCCCUCGAGGACUGCUGGAGGAACGUCAAGGCAGCCAUCACCAACGCAGCGGAAAGCACCAUCGGAUUUGUGGAACGAGGACGACGGAACGAUUGGUUCGACGAGGAGUGUCGAGCGAUUUUGGAGGAAAAGAAUGCAGCACGGAGGGCAAUGCUGCAGUACAAUCUCCGUGAUUACGAGGAGGCGUAUGGACAGAAGCGAAGGCAGCAGCACCAGCUCUUCCGGGCAAAAGUGCGCCACCAGGAAGAGUUGGAGUUUGAGGACAUGGAGCAGCUGCAUCGCUCGAACGAAACGCGCAAGUUCUACAAGAAGCUCAACGGAUCCCGCAACGGCUUCACGCCGCGAGUCGAAAUGUGCCGGGAUAAAAAUGGAGCUAUCUUGACGAACGAGCGUGAGAAGCAGAGGCAGGGGUCCAAGGCGGCAGGAGAGAGGACUUCAUCGGUACAGCAGGAGAAGGAGAGGAGCCAGUUCCCACGAUGA
Molecule: messenger RNA, 1491 nt
Organism: Culex quinquefasciatus (southern house mosquito)
Lineage: Eukaryota; Metazoa; Arthropoda; Insecta; Diptera; Culicidae
Product: craniofacial development protein 2-like
Exons: 2
Coding region: 1-1491 (496 amino acids)
Biological process (GO): chromatin remodeling
Cellular component (GO): nucleus
Molecular function (GO): catalytic activity
Source: RefSeq, a predicted model, not a curated record